AUCGUCAAUUUCCUACCCCAUGAUUCUUGCACCCAACCCCUCUCUAUCAUUGAAGGGGCGCCGUUUCUUUGGUUCCACAACACUCGUCGGGGAUUGAAGGAAGGGAACAUAUUUAAAGGCAAUUAGAGAGUGGAGAAAAUUUCUUGGUCGUGAUAAACAUGUGGGUGUCUAAAACAUCUUCACGGAGUAUAUUAUGUUUGAGCAUAUGUGAUCAUCUUCAUACUCCUUGUCAUAGAAAAGAUGGGUGAUGUAGCCAAAGAUCUAGGCGCUGGGACUGUGGGAGGGGCAGCACAGUUGAUAGUCGGGCAUCCCUUUGACACCAUUAAGGUCAAGCUCCAAAGUCAACCUGUUCCUCUUCCUGGACAGGCUCCAAAAUAUUCCGGUGCCAUAGAUGCUGUGAAGCAAACAUUGGCUGCUGAAGGUCCAAGGGGUUUAUACAAAGGCAUGGGAGCCCCACUUGCUACUGUGGCAGCCUUCAAUGCAGUUCUCUUCACUGUCCGUGGCCAAAUGGAGGCGCUCUUGCGGUCUUCUCCUGGCACUCCUCUUACUGUCGGCCAGCAGGUUGUGUGCGGAGCUGGAGCUGGCGUGGCUGUUUCCUUCCUGGCUUGCCCCACUGAAUUGAUCAAGUGCAGACUACAAGCGCAGAGUUCACUAGCAACUACUGCACCAGCAGUUCCUGCUGCACCGGGUGGUACUGCUGCUGUUGCUGUUGCUGUCAAAUAUGGAGGGCCCAUGGAUGUGGCAAGGCACGUUCUUCGGUCAGAAGGAGGCGCGAGGGGUCUGUUCAAGGGGUUGCUCCCAACCUUUGCCCGUGAAGUUCCUGGAAACGCAGCUAUGUUUGGUGCGUAUGAAGGACUGAAGCAGUAUCUUGCAGGAGGGCAGGACACUUCUAGUUUGGGCAGAGGUUCGCUGAUACUAGCCGGAGGGUUAGCUGGAGCUACGUUCUGGGGUUCUGUUUAUCCGACCGAUGUUGUCAAGAGUGUGCUGCAAGUCGACGACUACAAGAACCCCAAGUAUUCGGGCUCUGUCGAUGCGUUCAGGAAGAUAUUGAAGUCGGAAGGAGUGAAGGGUCUGUACAAAGGAUUCGGGCCCGCGAUGGCCCGUAGUAUUCCUGCAAAUGCAGCUUGUUUCUUGGCAUAUGAAGUUACUAGGUCUAGUUUAGGAUGAUGGUUAGAUAAUCUUAAUUUAAGUUUCUAAAUGGAAAAAUGUGAAUAUUUUCAAUGCAGAGAAGAACUAUUAUCUAUUUC
Messenger RNA from Salvia hispanica, 1247 nucleotides. Its product is annotated as mitochondrial carnitine/acylcarnitine carrier-like protein. Gene Ontology annotation, molecular function: L-ornithine transmembrane transporter activity. Gene Ontology annotation, biological process: mitochondrial L-ornithine transmembrane transport. NCBI's taxonomy places the organism in Eukaryota, Viridiplantae, Streptophyta, Magnoliopsida, Lamiales, Lamiaceae. The record is from RefSeq and is a predicted model, not a curated record.